Messenger RNA from Hippoglossus stenolepis (Pacific halibut), 3578 nucleotides. RefSeq names its product tribbles pseudokinase 1 (gene trib1). Gene Ontology annotation, biological process: regulation of MAP kinase activity; positive regulation of proteasomal ubiquitin-dependent protein catabolic process; protein phosphorylation. The transcript is spliced from 3 exons. The coding region runs from base 406 to 1500 and encodes 364 amino acids. Lineage: Eukaryota; Metazoa; Chordata; Actinopteri; Pleuronectiformes; Pleuronectidae. The record is from RefSeq and is a predicted model, not a curated record. Gene Ontology annotation, molecular function: protein kinase activity; mitogen-activated protein kinase kinase binding; ATP binding. Gene Ontology annotation, cellular component: nucleus.
UGUGUCAGCAGGCAGGAGGCUGGACUGGUCGGGAGGAGUGUUUGAGCUCAGAGCUCAACAUCACCGGAGCUCACUCACUCACUCUCUGCCUCUCUCGGAGUGUGAGGCGGUCUCCCCCUCUCUCUCUCCCUCUACCUCUCUCUCUCUGUCUGUUUCUCUCUCCCUCUCUCUCUCUCUCUCAGUCGGGGCUCUCGGGGGAAUCAGGAUUUUCUCACCUCAACUACACACACACACCUCAGAGCCGCGGGCGUUCACUCUCCAGGAGGACGCGGGUUGGAUUAUUACGCAGAACUUUGAUUUGUGUCUCAACUCUCGCACGGAGAAGCAUGGAGCGCACUGUGUGCAGUUUGAUGUAACCAUCUGAGGACGCCUGCCGAACCUGUCUCUCUCUCUUCGCGUGCCGUCAUGGUGAAUCGGUCCAUCCGGAUGAACUUGCAGUGGGGCAGCCCGGCACCUUGCAUCCGCGCCGUGCGGGUCGCGCACAAGCGGCUGGACGCGGACGACCAGCCGCCGGCGAAAUGCGCCAGGCUGAGCUCCGAGGCGGGGGACAGCAACACGCAGGGGCUCCUCGGCACCUCGCCCGGAUCCCCGGCCAGCCCCGGCUCCCACACCCCGUCGGCCACCCACCAGGGACCCUCCCGGAUAGGACCGUUCCUGCUUCUACCUCUGGCGGACCGGGAGAGCAUGCACAGCGCCAUGAACACCGACACCGGCGACGAGCUGCUGUGCAAGGUCUUUGAUAUGUGGGUGUACCAGGAAAAGAUCAGAGCCUACGGGAUACUACCCGCCCACAAGAAUGUGGCCGGCAUCAGGGACAUCAUCCUUGGCGAAUGCAAGGCCUACGUGUUCCUGGACAAAGACUUUGGGGACAUGCACACGUUGGUGAAGAGCUGUCGCAGGCUGGAUGAGGAGCACGCCUGCAGGCUCUUCCGUCAGGUGGCCCUGGCCGUGGCGCACUGUCACCAGGCUGGGAUCGUGCUGGGGGACCUCAAGCUCCGCAAGUUUGUCUUCACUGACGACAAAAGGACUCAGGUGAGACUCGAAAGCCUCGAGGACUGUCGCGUCCUGGAAGACCCAAACAACGACUCCAUGUCAGACACCCACGGCUGCCCCGCUUACGUCAGCCCGGAGAUCCUCAGCGGCUCAGCGCCUUACUCCGGCAAGAUGGCUGACAUGUGGAGCCUGGGGGUCAUGCUGUACACCAUGCUGGUUGGCCGCUACCCCUUCCACGACCCAGACCCGGCCACACUGUUUUCCAAAAUCCGCAGAGGCCAGUGCUGUUUGCCAGAGGGCUUGUCACCCAAGGCCAAAUGUCUGCUCCAAAGCCUUCUGAGGAAAGAACCCUGUGAGAGACUCACGGCAGCCGAGCUGCUCGCCCAUCCGUGGUUCCACCAGCCGCCUUCGUCGCAGGAAGGGGUCCUGGGUGAACAGGAAGUGAGCUCGGCGGAACAGAUGGUGCCGUCCUUUGACGUGGAAGAGGAGGAUGAUUUGUUCUGCUGACGGACUUGAUUCAGCAGAGUAUGGCUAAGGGACCAAAACAAAAUGAGGGAUUCAUCGUUGUAUUUUUCCUUGGCACUUUUUAGAAAGUCAGUUGUCUACUGUUGUGUGUACAUACACCCUCAAACCUUCGACGAAAACUUACUGUACUGUAUUUUGUUGUCGUAUAUGUGUUACUUGCUAAGGGCAUUGCUCACAAUGAUCAUUCAUUGUGUUUCUAUGUGUUUUUGAAAUUAUUUGGUGCUAAAAGAAAUAACAAGGACUCAAACAUGCCAGAUUAUGUUAAGAAAAUAAUCUCUGCGGGCUACGAUGGGUGAAUCACAGAGAUGUGACUUGUGGCAAACAGUGGUCACCAACGCCUACACUCAUAAGGCUCCAGAAAGCAGUAGAUUAAUCCUGAAGGGGAGGCGAGGGUAUCAGGAUGUUGCUCCUCUCACCCUCUGACCGGGUUGGAGGCUCCAGCGGCUGACUCACCGAGCGGCUCUAGGAAGGCCUUCACACAAGCCUGACGUCUCACAUCAGGCGGGGACACAGAGUGAGAAAGAUGCUCAGCAGCGGACUGAUGUGUCACACUCAGCGGGACGCCAUGGCAGUGUAUCGCUGCCAAUCUGGCAACCUCUCGGCAAACGGAGAGCAUUUACAAAUCUCACACCAUGCACAGAAGGUUGAGAAAGGCAGGGUGUUACUGGUGCAAGACUCAUGAGAAAAGUGGGACGAGUUUGUCACACACACACACACACACGCACACACUCAGAAAGUGUGACACUAGGCCAACAGUUAAAAUGAAAUCCUGAAGCUUUUAUUCGAAAGCUUGCUCCAAUACCGAAUACUUCAUGUAAAAGUGUCGAUUAACAGGGUUGAACCUUGUAAAUUUCACUGUGUCUGCUCUGUGUGCAAUUAGACACAAACCAAAACUUAACACUAAUGCAUACGGUUUUAAAAUAAAAGCUGAGAGCAAUUCUGGUUUUAAAGACUCGGUCAUCUUGCCUCAGCAGAAACAGAGGUAGGAGGCAGAUUUUUUUAUUUCUAAGGCCUGACGGCAUUUUACAGCAGGUUUUACACAGACAAAGUGAAAAUACGGAGAAUUCAAGAGGUAUUUCCCACCGGUACAAUCUGCCUUUUCUCUACUUGUAUUAUUUAAAGAAAUAUCCAGUUAAAGAACAACCAAAUCAAACAUAUUACCGGGAAAAAAUGAAGCGAUUUGGACCCGUUCACUUCAUUUCUGUUGGAAUAUUAUUUCAAGCUGUGUUGCUUUAACAGGGCCGAGCUGUGCCGAGUGUUGUGCCUGUAUCACUGUGUUUCAUAAACUGAACGGCUCUGAAUCAGUCACAGUCAGGCGAUGUUUGAUGUUGGUUGUCUGGUGAUGACUCAACGCUCCAGCGUGUCUGCAGAGAAUGGUCCUGACCUUGGCAGGAAGAAUCUGUUCCGACUGUUUCACCUCUUUAAUGGUACAUUUUCUUUCCCUUUCCUCUUUUUUUUAUUUUAUUUUUUAUUACUGCCGUUGAAAGCUGUGGAUCCAUGGAGACUAGUCAUCACAGUUAGUGACAUGAUGUACCACCUUCUAAAUGAUCUUUUAUCUUCGAUUGUGACGGGUGGAUGCAGCGUUUCAGUGACGUUAAGCUUUACUGCAGGUCUGCAGCCAGCUAUUUCAACCUGGUACAAUAAUUUUGACAAUGGUACUGAAUCUGGCAUAUCUGAGAAGCGCUGGGCAUUUGAUGUUUUGGUCAAACAGUCGGCUAAUACCACGUUUCAAUAUUUUCUCUCAUCUGCCUGAGAUACCAGAUUAGAACAGACUUGUGACAAUUUGGGUUCUUCCUCGCAGAAAAACGUAAUUUAUGAGGUUUAGGAUUUUCAUUAGUGAGUCACACCUUCAUGUGACGCGUAGAGUGAACGGACACGGGUGCACAAACUUCGUAUUGCACUGUGAAUUAUGUAUUUGUGACCGAACCUAUGGGCUUUUUAUUGGUCCAGACAGGUUACACACAAGAGUUAUAUUCAUUGUAUAAAAAUAUGUAAAUAUGUACUGUAUAUUUGAAACAUGUGUGGAAAAGUUGAAUAAAAAUCACAGUUUUUCAUUUUCA